CAACAUACAUAAUAAUAUACCAGCGAGGUGCUCGUCAAUUUUCUUUCACUUUAGAAAUUUAAUUGACCGAAUUCGUAUGGAAGUUCGCGUCUGUACUUAUGUAAUUACUGUUGUUUACGCUUCGUAGUGAUAGUUGCAAUGGACCUGUCCGGGUUUUGUCGGUACUGUCUGACGGAAGACGACGCAAAAACGCCCAUAGUCGAAGAUCCUGACGGUCUGGCUGAGAAAAUAAAUAUGUGUUUACCGAAUAAAUUUUCAGAAGAAGACCCGUUCCCAAAAAUGAUAUGUAACAGUUGUCAUAGAAAACUUUUGGAGACUUAUAAUUUUUUUAUGUGCAUCCAGGACACCGAGAAUCAUUUUCGCGGCAUCUUGGAUCAAAUGAAUCAGCCACCAAGUGAUUGUGAUGUAGAGAAGCCAACAGUUAGAAGACCAAGCAAAAGAAAGUCUGGACCUUGUAAACGUUUGUCUGUUAAAUCUCCCAAGAAAACUGCUCAUGCUGAGAUUGUAGUUAAAAAUGAAGAUCAGAGCAAGUCUGUGGAUGAACCCCCAGAUAGUUCGACAGAAAAACAAGAUAAGCCUCUGCAUGUAUGUGAAAUCUGUGAUCGUACAUUUCAAAAUCUUUUGGCAUUUAACACUCAUGUUUUAAACCAUAAUAAUGAACCUCCUACUAUUUCAUGCGAGUCGUGUGGUUAUACAACACAGCAUCGAUCUUCUAUGUACCGUCAUCAAAAACGUCAUCUAAAACAGUCAAAGUAUACAUGUUCAGAAUGCAACAAGAAUUUUAUUACAGAAAGUUCACUAAAUGAACAUAAAAAUAAGCAUACUGGUGAUAAGCCGUUUAAAUGUGAGUCAUGUAAAAAAUCAUUCUCAUUAUCUCGAUACUUAGCAACACACAUGCGCCUUAUACACGGUGACACAGUAUCAUAUGUGUGCACUCAAUGUGGGCGUAAAUUUGAUGAUCGUAGCUCACUAGCUUUACACCGUCGGACACAUAAAAGAGCCAUGUCUUGUCUUUGUGACAUAUGCGGCAAAGAAUUAUCCAGCAGAGAACAUUUGAAGUUACACAAACGAUUACACACUGGAGAGAAACCAAAUGUAUGUAGUUUUUGUGGUAAAGGUUUUGCAAAACAAUGUACGUUAGUAUUACAUCUUAGGACUCACACUGGUGAAAAGCCAUACCAAUGUGAUCAGUGUGGUAAGACAUUCUCGCAGCGGUCUUCUUACGUAAUUCACUAUAGAAAACAUACUGGUGCAAGACCUUAUGUGUGUGCUUGUGGUAGUGGUUUUGUAUGCAGAGCAAUGUUAACUGCACAUGAAAAGACAUGUGCUUUUGUUUUUCCUAUCAACAUGUAUCAAAGCAUGUAUUAACUUAACUUAUUAACUUUUUUAAUCUUUAUACAAUGUAUUAUUGUUUCUGUAAUUAUCUUUGUUAUGACCUUUGAAUUAUGAUUAUUAUUUAUAAUACAUAUUUUUUGUUUUGAAAAAGCCAUAAAUUUUGAGUCCCCUACCAAGUGUUCACUUCUGUAUGAUGGAAUUUUUUUUUUAUUUAAUACUAAAGAUGUCAAAAUAGUAGUCAACACUAAAUGAAAUAAUGACUCAUUCAUUUUUAUGCUUUACAUAUUUUAUCACUUGGAAUUUGUAUAGUUAGUCAAAUUAAAUAUAUUUUUUUUUGUAUGGUACGUACAUGGGAGUAUGUCCAAAGGCCUAGUUAGUUCGCCUGUUUGGCAGAUAUAUUAUUGAGCACACGUAAGUUUCUGCCAUUCCCUAUUUAGGAGGAAUGGUGGUCUUUUACACUUGGCAGUCGUCUGCUCAGAGAGAGAUGCCGCCUGUGGCUGGGUUUGUACCGGCAGCUAAAUACAUUUGAACUGCCACCUUAGCCCUAUUGGCCACUGUGCUCCAAUAAAAUAUUUAAUACUUAUGAUUAUUUUUUAAAAAAUACACUGUUCAUUAUUAUAAUAAUUAGGUUAAUGCCUGCAUUAGUAUGGGCUGCACAAUUUUCAAAGAAUAAUUUUAAAUAUUUAUUUUGAGGGAAUUGGAACUAUUUAUUUAAUACUUAAAUAUAAUAUUAUUUUAUUAUUUAUUUCACAUUAUAUAAUUGGAAGUAAUAUUGAUGAAUGAUGAUGAUAAUUUAAUUAAAUUGAUUUGAAAUGUAUACUCUUUAAUAUAUUUACAGAGUGUCCCCAGGGCUAUCAAAAACAAAAUAAAUGUUGUGACGUCAACUAACAACUAACCACAUUCUAACAUUAAAAUAUUGAAAAUGUUCUCUAAAAAUUUUUUGUGUAUAUUGUAUGAUAUAUAUAUAGGAGGAUUUUGAGUUGGAAUUUUUAAGUUUAUUUAAGAGAUUAAAAUAUUUUCUUCCAAAUACAAUUGGUUGUCAUUUAUAAGAGAUUACGGUAAAACAAUAGGUUAAUGACUCACUAUUUUAAAUUAUUUUAUCUUUAUGGGACACUCUGUAAUUAAACUUGUGUUAAUUUGAAAACGGGUAUUGUAUUACCAAACUUAAAGGUUAUGGACACGCUUUGUUUCAUUGUGCAAUACUAUGUUUAGAUAUUUUUGAGAAUAAAUUAUUGUAUGAUAUUAUUAAAAUAA
Messenger RNA from Acyrthosiphon pisum (pea aphid), 2589 nucleotides. RefSeq names its product zinc finger protein 664. The record is from RefSeq and is a predicted model, not a curated record. The transcript is spliced from 4 exons. Gene Ontology annotation, cellular component: nucleus. Gene Ontology annotation, molecular function: zinc ion binding. Lineage: Eukaryota; Metazoa; Arthropoda; Insecta; Hemiptera; Aphididae. The coding region runs from base 139 to 1368 and encodes 409 amino acids.